This is a messenger RNA of Penicillium cinerascens, 453 nucleotides long. Its product is annotated as ubiquitin-conjugating enzyme E2. The transcript is spliced from 3 exons. Bases 1 to 453 code for a protein of 150 amino acids. The record is from RefSeq and is a predicted model, not a curated record. NCBI's taxonomy places the organism in Eukaryota, Fungi, Ascomycota, Eurotiomycetes, Eurotiales, Aspergillaceae.
AUGCCAUACCAGGCCCCCUUUGGUUUCGAUACCCCAUCCCAGGGAUCUACAAUGCCAUCGCCUCACCCCCCGACUCGCGCAGAGCGACUCGAGCUCGAGAGGCAGCAGAUGGCAGUAGAGGUCUUCGGUGGACCAUCUACCAAUGCGAACUACGCCGAGGGAAUCGAUAUGACCAACUGGCUUUGCCAGGUCUGGGGUCUCCCCGGCACCGAAUUCGAGCACCAUGUCAUCAACAUCAAGCUGUACUUUCCCGACAACUAUCCCCAUGUGCCUCCCAUCUGCCAGAUCCUGACGCCGAUCACUCACAGCCAUGUUGAUGACAAGGGCAGAGUGUGGUCUCGCCUGCUUAGCGGUGCGAACUGGGCGUCUGAGAUGUCUGUUAUCGUGGUGCUUCAGCAUAUUCGACUGAUCCUUCAGCACCAGUGUCCCCAGAACACUCUGUGUGCUCUGUGA